AUGGGUCUUGAAACAUGGCUAAUCAAGGUCAAGAAAUCGAUCUCACAUAGCUUCGAUUCCGUCCAUGGUCACUCUCUCCCACCAAACGGGAAGCCGGUGAUCAAGAAAUCAAGGGUCGGAGUAUUGGCUUUUGAGAUCGCAGGAAUCAUGCCGAAGCUCAAUUACAUGUGGCAGAUGCUCUCCGAUAAGAGUAUGACCCGUCUUCGUAAUGAAUCGGUAUGCCUUGAAGGUGUUCGAAAAAUUGUCUCGCCCGACGAUGUGUUUCUUCUCGGGUUAGCGUGUGCGGAGAUGGUCGAGAAUCUGAGAGUAGUCGCGAAAUCAGUCUCCAGGCUGAGCAAGCGGUGUGAAGAUUCGAGCUUACGAAGCUUCGAGAGUGUGUUUGAUGGUUUCGCGAAUACAGGUCGUGAUCCCCAUGGAUGGAUCAUGAGCUGGAAAGAAAUGGAAGCCAAGAUUAAGAAGAUAGAGAGGUAUGUUACAGCCACCGCUACACUUCACCGGGAAAUCGAUGAGUUAACUGUUAUCGAGAACAGUUUGAAGAAAUCCUUACAGUGUUGUAAUAAUAAUUACAAAAAGGAUGUUUCCUUCACCAACACGAUGAAGCAACAGAAGAUUCUCGAUCUUCAACAAAAGCUCCAAUGGCAGAAGCAAGAAAUCAGACAUCUAAAAGAGAAGUCGUUAUGGAACAGAAGCUUCGACACGAUAACUUCAUUACUUUCGAAAUCAAUCUUCACCAUUCUGUCAAGAAUCAAACUCGUUUUCAACAUCAACCAUGGCUACCCUUCUUCUCUCCCCCGCAGCCUCUCCGCCUCCGCCACCGUCUACCCCUCCGAUCAAACCUCAAACUCAUUCAACUUCGUUUCCGGUCCCUUGAUCAAAAGCUCAAAACAUCAAGAGAACAACCAUAUCUCCCACGGAUUUUUCGAAACAAAUUCGAAAAUCCUAAAACCAUCAUCAACAACUUUAGGAUCUGCGGCUCUUGCUUUACAUUACGCGAAUUUAAUCAUCGUGACAGAGAAGAUGAUACGAUCGCCACAAUUGAUUGGAGUCGAUGCUAGGGAUGAUGUUUACUCGAUGUUGCCUAAUAGCAUACGAUCUUCAUUAAGGAGACGAUUGAAAGGGAUUGGGUUUACAGCAAGUGAUCCCGUUCUAGCAGGCGAAUGGAGGGAAGCGUUGGGGAAGAUCUUGGGAUGGUUGUCGCCAUUAGCGCAUAACAUGAUGAAAUGGCAAAGUGAAAGAAGCUUUGAACAUCAGAAUCGAAUGCCAAAAACUGGUGUUCUUCUUUUACAAACGCUUUUUUAUGCAGAUCAAGAGAAAACGGAAGCGGCCAUAACUGAGCUGUUAGUUGGUUUGAAUUACAUUUGGAGAUUCGAAAGAGAGAUGAAUGCUAAAGCCUUGUUAAAUUGCAGUAAUUUCAAGAAUUUGCAGUAA
Messenger RNA from Lactuca virosa, 1428 nucleotides. Lineage: Eukaryota; Viridiplantae; Streptophyta; Magnoliopsida; Asterales; Asteraceae. The record is from the annotation of a GenBank genome assembly.